AUGAACUGGGACAGUAAGAAGUGUUUAAGCAAGACCCCUGUUCCAUCACCCAGAGAUGUUAGAGAGUGGGCUAGAAUAAUGAGGGUUCCUCCCCAGAAGGUUGUGGCUGUGCAAACUCCUAUUGGACUCAGCCGGAGGAAGUUUAUAGAUGCCCUAAAACUGAUCCCUGGGUUGGAAAACCCUGCCAUAGUUCAGGCUAAGAAAACAGGAACUCAUGGUGUGACCCUUGUUCAGGGGGACCAGGAUAUAAAUCCAGAAAAAGGAACAACUAGAAUCCCUAUACCUGGAGCAGACCCUAAAGGGUGCCUGAUAGUAUACCCAGAAGGAGAUUCUGACCACGAGGAGGGUGAUGAUUCUGACCUGAUAUUUCAAAAUAGUGACAGUGAGUCUGAAGAUGAUUUAAAUGUAAAUGAUUCUGAAGGCAGUUCUAUAGUAAGUGAAAGGAGACUAAAGAAUGAUUCUCCUAAGCAAGAGAUUUCUUCUCCCAUAACAAAUGUACUUAAACAAUUAGCGGUGGAACUGACCCAAGCUCAACACAUUCACAAAUACAAGAGAUUGAAGAUUUUCUCUGGGAUUGACCCUACUCCUGUUGGAGAAGAGUGCUUCAAAUCCUGGAGAGACACUACUUUGCAGCUUCUUAGAGAAUGGGCUUGUUCUGAGGAUGUGAAACGACAAAGGCUCAUAGAAGGGUUAAAAGGUCCGGCCUUAGACCUGGUAAGGCACCAUCAAAUUAUCCAUCCUCAAGCUUAUGCAUCAGAGCUCCUUCAAAUUAUAAUGACUGCAUAUGCAGAGGAAGAAGAUGAGUUUGAGUUGAGCGAACGAUAUGCAAAUACAAUUCAAGUAAAAGGUGAAAAACUGUCAGCCUAUGUUGUGAGAGUAGAACUCAUAGUAGGAACAUUAGUGGAGAAAGGGAUCAUUCCCGCAUCUGAAAUUGACAAAUACCGGUGCAAACAGCUCCUUAGAGGAACACUACCUGGAGACUCCUGUGUAGCCAGCCACCUUGGAGAAUCUUUUAUGUAUUAA
Messenger RNA from Bombina bombina (fire-bellied toad), 1023 nucleotides. Its product is annotated as paraneoplastic antigen Ma2 homolog. The record is from RefSeq and is a predicted model, not a curated record. The transcript has a single exon. NCBI's taxonomy places the organism in Eukaryota, Metazoa, Chordata, Amphibia, Anura, Bombinatoridae. The coding region runs from base 1 to 1023 and encodes 340 amino acids.